AUGAAUGAAAUUUAAUCGCCACGGAACAAACUGUUUGGUUAGAAUAGCUGAACAUUCUUAAUGCACAGAUCGAAACAAACUUUCUGCAAUGUUUCAUUUGUCACAACGAACUGUCUACGCCUCGGUUCAGAACGUGCUUCCGCUACCGAGAAGCAGAUGAUAAACAUUUUCAGACCUCUCUAGUCUCCGGCUAGGGCAGUUGAGUGUAACAAGACUGUGGGAGUGUUGUGCACGUUGGGAUAUUCAUCUCGAGACUAUUGUGUUGAUUUUGUUAAUGCGUUAUGAUCGAAUGCUUCAUUUUUAUUUUGGGACUGUAUCAAUAAUGAAUCACUCUUCAUUCAGAUAUGGAUUCUGUCUUCAAGCUAGAGCCGUUCGAAGACAAUUAUGAAGUGGGUGAAGAUCUCGGAAGUGGCCACUUUGCUGUGGUGCGAAAAUGCAUUCACCGGAAGACUCGGCAAGCCUUUGCUGCCAAAUUCAUCCGAAAACGGAGGGGAGGAGGGCGGAAAGGAGCAAAAAUGGAAGACAUAGUGAAAGAGAUCAAUGUGUUGCGGUGUAUGAACCACCCCAAUGUCAUCAGCCUCCAUGAGGUCUAUGACACCAAGCAGGAAGUCAUUCUUGUGCUGGAACUAGUGUCUGGUGGUGAGCUGUUUGACUACAUAUCUGAGAAGGAGGCUUUAAGUGAGGAGGAGGCCUCAGCUUUUAUCAAGCAAAUACUGGAGGGGCUUAAGCAUUUGCAUGACAACAGUAUUGUUCACUUAGAUCUUAAGCCAGAAAACAUUAUGCUGCUUGAUAGGACUUCUACAAAGAUCAAGCUCAUAGACUUCGGUUUGGCCCGCAAAAUCAAUGACAAAGACGAUGUACGUGCCAUGAUGGGCACGGCUGAAUUUAUAGCUCCUGAGGUUGUGAGCUUUGAACCCCUGUCUUUGGCCACAGACAUGUGGAGUGUGGGUGUUAUAACCUACAUCUUGCUUAGUGGCUCAUCACCUUUCCUUGGGGAAACCUUGCAAGAAACAUACCAUAACAUCACUGCUUUGAACUUUGACUUUGAUCAUGAUCUUUUUCAAAAUACAAGUGACCUUGCUAAAGAUUUUAUAAAGAGGCUUUUCAUAAAAAAUCCACGUAAGCGAGGAAGUGUGAACGACUGUCUGAAUCAUCCAUGGAUAAAGCCCAGUGAACCAAGGGAGGCUAUAGCCCGGCGUUCAGCAAUGAUCAACAUUGACAACUUCAAGUCUUUUAUGGCACGCAAACGAUGGAAGCAAUCAAUGCGUGUGGUGAGUCUGUGCAAUCGUCUCACUAAAAGUAUACAGCUGCGGAAGAGCACUGACACAUUGAGCAGCCGCAACACACUUAGCAGUCGAAACAACUUAGAUGAAGAGGACAAGGCUGAAAACUUUGUCAUGGCAGCACUCUUUUGUGCAUCAGAGGAAGGCAAUGUUGAUGGCCUAAAGGAGCUGUCAGAAAUGGCCAACAAUGUAGAUCUUAGCACAGCUAACAAGCAUGGUGAGACUGCUGUUCACAUGGCAGCAAGUGGGGGGCAUGUUGAUGUCCUUCGCUUCUUGCAGGAUAAGGGUGUUGACAUCGCUGUAAAAGACAAGCAAGGAGACUCUGCCAUUUACUGGGCAGCCAGGCAGGGUCAUCUAGAUGCUAUCAAAUGCCUGCAUGAAGCGGGCCUUUCUCUCGACUCUCAAAACAAAUCAGAGGAGACUGCGCUGCACGUGGCUGCUCGCUAUGGCCAUGCCCAAGUUGUGGACUUCCUCUGUUCAUCUGGUGCCAACAUCAACAUACUUGAUAGUCUUGGAGAAACACCACUCCACAGUGCAGCAUGGCAUGGCUACGUGUCAAUCGUGCAGACUCUCUGCUCUUAUGAUGCUGUGGUGGACAUACAGAACAAGGAAGGAGAAACACCUUUACAUUGUGCUGCUGUCCGAGGAAAUUUAGACUGUAUUAAGGUUCUCUUGGAGCAUGGAGCACCAGUCAACCGACUGGACAAGCGGGGUAGCACAGCAUUACACAUGGCCUGCCAGCGUCACCAUGCCAACAUAGCCCUUUUACUGUUGAGAGCCAGCUGUGAAUUGGACUUAAUUGAUAAGGAGACAGGGGAGAGUGCCCUGCAUAUAUCGGCUAAAGAAGGACUGCUGGAAGUUGUUCGGCUCAUGUGCACACUAGGCUGUAAAGUCGAUAUAGUCAGUUCUGAUGGUUUUACACCACUCCACCUGGCAGUGAAAGCUGGACAUAUUGAGAUUGCACGCUGUCUUCUCAUGGCUGGUGCUAAACCGGACAUCCCUAACAAGGAUGGGGUCACUGGGGAGAUCAUGGCUCUUGCACAGGGAUUUAUGGACAUUGCAGAACUAAUGAGCAAGGUCAAAGGGGAGAAAGGUCAGUUAUUUAUCCAGCAGCUCUCUCCAUCAAGCAACAGUCUUCCCCGCAUCAAGCUUAAGGUCCUCGGAUCUACUGGUGUUGGCAAAUCUUUAAUGAUUGAAUCUCUUAAGUGCGGCUUCUUGGGCAGCUUCUUCAGACGAAGACUACCAAACAGCACAGGCAGUUCCUUCAGGAGUAAAAAAUCACUGUCUCGGCAGUUCAGCCUGCCAACACCACUCAAUUAUCAGGUCGCAAACCCUACGUAUACCAAAGGACUUGAAAUACAGCAAGCCACUCUAACAGGUGCUGGCGACUUCAGCAUAUGGGAUUUUUCUGGAUACGAGCCCUACUAUAUGCUGUACGAUCACUUCUUGGGGGACACCCAUUGUGUACACCUGGUGACCUUCAGUCUGCAAGACUCCUCUGAUGAACAGCUUGCUCAGGUUAUUUUCUGGCUCAACUUCAUCAAAGCUCGUGUUGCACCUGCCUUGCCAAUUGGCUUCUGUGGCCGACUUCCCAAUACUCCACGAGUUAUUUUGGUGGCCACACAUGCUGACAAGGGUGGCUGCUCGCGCAACAGCCGGGGAGAGUAUGUCAGUCCUGAGGGUUAUGCUCUCCAUCAGAGGGUUCAGCAGAUGUUUCAGUAUGAUGUGGAGCUUAGUGACCGCCUUUACAUCAUUGAUGCACAGGUGGCAACAUCUGCAGACAUGAAGGCACUGAAACAGGAACUGAUGGUGGCCAGAAGGAAUGUUCUUGAUCACCUUCCCAAGUCAAAUGGUCUGCUGGAAGCCGCUGUAACCCAGCUUGCCGCUUGGCGACGUGAAGCACAUCUGUUCCCAGUGCUUACUUGGCCACAGUUCACUGAGUCCAUUCGAUCCAGGGUCAACCCUCUAGCUUCUGAUGAUCACAUCAAGGCUCUGGUCGAGCAACUGCAGCUGAUGGGAGAGGUGGUGUACUUGGAAAAUGAGUCUGGGACAGACUUAGUGGUGCUGUCCCCUCGGUGGCUGUGCGUGGACGUGAUUGGAACACUGCUGUCACAUGAAAAAAUAGUGCAAGCUCGCAUCACUGGCUGUUUCUCAGUUGACGAAUUUCAGAUCAUGUUUCCUGACACAGAUGCCAGCAGUUUGCUACAAGUUCUUGAAGCCUUGGAGGUCUGUACACAGUGUGAAGUGGAAGGGGAUGUAGAAUUUGAAUUUCCUUGCCUCAAUUUUAUCGAGACUUUGUCAGGGUUGUGGCAGAGAGAUGAUGAGCGAUACAUUGAUGCUGUGUAUGGAGGUGUACGACUUCACACCAGUUUCCAGUCAGGAGCUCAGCUCAAGUACCUUUUUCCUCGAAUCCAGGUUUUCUUGCGUCGAAACAUGCUGGGAGAGAGUGAAGAUCAGGAAGUGGACUUGUACCAGUGGCACCAUGGCUCCAAGUACUGCUGCGGAGCUUUGGAGGGCAUCAUAGACAUGGAUAACCAUGAGCAGUACAUAGAGAUCAAAGUCCGUGGCCCUCCAGCAUCCCGCUAUUCUCUAUUCUUUUUUCUGGAAGAUUUUGUUAAUGUAGUAGAAGAGGUGAUUGAAAGUGUAUGCCAAGGACUGUGUACUGAACGCUACUCGCUGUCACCAUCCCAGCUUCGGCAACAUGGGAAGAUUGUACGCAGUUACUCCCCUACAGAACUUCUUCGUAUGCAGCUCGAGAACCGGUCUUCAGUGGUGCUGAGUGGAACAACAUAUGAAGACUUUCUUGACAUUGCCUGCAUGGGCUCCGAGGAGGUCCUAAACCAUAUAACACUAGGUAUGGACUUGGACAUCACUCAUCUAACAAUCCACACGCAGCGCCUUUUGUCCCUCUUACUCGACCCCCCAGAUCCAAUGGGGAGGGAUUGGUGUCUACUUGCUGUAACUCUUGGAUUGUCAGAUUUCCUCCCAGCACUUGAUGGCCAGGAGACGCAGCAAGUGUCGCAGACUCAGCGAGUGUUGGCUGAAUGGGCUCGUCGCACCAGCACACAAGUGCGGAACCUGGUUGCCCAUCUCAAAGACUUCAAUCGCAUCGAUGCUGUAGAAGCUAUCUUACGGACUACUGCUCCCUUUCACACCUUAACGUACGAGGAUCAGAGCACAGAUGAGAGUGCAGGGGCCCAUGGCACCGAUGCUUCCACUAACACUCUCUCCAACUUGUCGAGAUGACAGCAGGCGCAUCUGUCUUUCUGACUGCGCUAACAGUGUUCUAACAAUGGUCAUGCCACAUUUGUCUCCCUGUGUGCCCCUGCUCAUGUGUGUGUCUCUUCAGUUUCAGUGAUAGACCUUGUGGAAAGUUGCAUGUUUGCCAUAUUGGUGCAAGGCUUUGUGGCUUUUAGAGCAGAGCAUAUAAAAGCCUGUAAUUCAGUUGAUCCAGUGACCAUCUUCAGCAUUUUUAACAGUGAAACCACAUUCCUUUAAUAAUUUACCAGUUCAGAGACAGCAGGUCUGCAUUCUGGAUGUAAAGUUAUUGACUCAUCUUGUGGGAAUUAACUCAUGAAUUUUGUGAUAUGUUUAUGGUGUAUUUCCAAUAUAACCUUCCUGUUCAUUCCUCAGAUGUUGAAUAAUCCUGCAGUUAAGAAAGUGAGCUGAUGACACAUCUCAACAUAAGAUGUCAAAGCACAUCUGGGUUGUUGCUGAAGCAAUACCUUUCUUUGCUUUUCCAAUGCAAACAACAUUCCUGAUGUGAAAGACUUACUUGUGAGCUUUAUGAGACUGAAGUGAAUGAAGCGCUGCUUGACCCUUGAUUCUGCAUGCGUAGUGAGUGGUUGUUGCUAUGUGACUGGCUUGAUGGAUGACAACAAUUUGACCAGCUAUUAUCUGUGUUUACUUAGCCUGCAUCUUGUGGACAAGAGGAUAAGCAUGGACUGAGCAGUGUGCAAUGAAAUAACUUGGUCGCAUCACUCUGUGAUUUAACAGCAACAGUGUGUGAUGUCUUCAAGCAGAAUAUGUAUUAUAAUACUUUUGGAGCUUUUUUGCAAAAAAAUGUUUGAGAAGAGAGAAUUUCUUUGAAAGGACAUGAUAAAUCCCAUUUUAUAAAAUCUGUUUGUGAAAGGUUGUCUGAGAUGAUUUUUUGCUUUCAUUCCAUUGAGUUGAGUUUAACAUUCAACAUGAAUUUAGCAUGAUACAAAAAAUGUUAAUGCUGGAUGUGUUGGGGAGUUCUUCUUUUGUAAACAUUUGCACCUAGAUUGAGCACUGUCUUUUGUUCGCAGGGAAGAAUUCAGCAUGGAUUGGCAACGUAUUUACUUCAAGAAGUGGGGCAAAGAAGAUGGUGGGAUAUUAAUUGGUAAAAUGACCUCCUGGUACACAGUGUUCAACAGCAUGACUUUGUUGAAAUUAGAAAAGACCCACAAGCUCAGACUUCUUUGUGGCAUCAAUGACUGCUAUUCAUAUUUUCCUGGCUUUGCUAAAGCUGAUAUUUGUUAGUUUGUUCAGCUCCGUCAUUUUGGGGGAAGAGAUGUCCCUUUUCACUUUUGGCCAACUGAGACAUUCUACAAUCGCUCUUCAGGAUUUGGAUGUGACUGAGUGUGCAAAUUUUUGAUAAGUGGAAAUCAGUUUUGAUUGUUGUUUAUAAUUCUGGUGUGGAAUAUUUUGAGUAGGUUGGAGUUUGUUGUGAACAAUGGCAGGUCUUGUACCACCCUUCCAGUUUUGCGUGCCUUGUACUCUUGUUUUCCAAGCUGUACCUGCUUGUGAAGACAAGAGGCUUCUCGCACAUGCUUUUCACUGACAGACAAGGAACAUUACAUUAUGAGCUCAAAAUAAGGAGUUGGGGGAGGGGGAAAUGGAAGUGUUGAAUUUUCAGAUGACAUUUUAUUCUCCUGGAAUUAUUGUUUAAAAACAAUUAGCCAACAUGGUCUGGCUUGUCACUAUCAGUGGUCUGUGUCCAGAGAUUUUUGUAACAAGAAUCUUUGCCUGAGUGGUUUGCUGAUUUUUAGUUUGUUUUGUGGAGGGGAGGACUGUUCUGUUAAUCACUACCUCUGCAUAUGUAUAUGAAUAUCAAAUGUGUAAAUAUGUCCAGUGUACAGAAAAUAUUGAUGUGAAAUAAUAUUGGUUUUGUCUGCUUUAUAACUUCGUCAUUUCUGUUAUGACUUGCACUUGUUGCAAGUACAACAGCUACUGCCAUUUUCAUCAAUGCAUAUUUUGACACCAUCAGAAGGAUAUGGAAGUGUCCACUGUAGAGAAAGAUGAUUUACAAAAUGAAUCUUUUACCUGUGCAUAAUUCUUUACUACCACUAGCAUUAUUUUAUCUGUAUUUGACAACUGAGUCAUCAUUGAGAAACUCCUUGUAAAAGUUUUCUCUGUACCUCAGUUAUUUUCUGCAUAACGUCUAUGCCUUUCCUAGAAAACUUCUUUAAAAUUGAAAAUUUCAUUAAAAGUGACUUUGUUCAAGUCCACCACCUCACCUAUUUGACCUCUGCUUCCUAAAUUUCAUUUGCAGUAUGGAAAUAGUUUGAUUUAAGCAUGAUAUGGUCUACAAUUUAAAGUUCUUUCAAGGAGCGUUUUACUGCAGUGGAAGCAGAAUUUUUUAAGCAUUGUUGGACGAUUGUUUAUGAAACAAAAGAGCAGGAUGCCUCAAAAUGCAGAAAGUCUUCAAACAAGCAUAUUUGCUUAUGUCCAAAUAAAUGACGAGGUUAGGUCUAACUAUAGAUGUAAUCAGUUUCAAGUAAAAAUAUUGUGCUGAAAAAAGUCAAGGCAUAAAGCAAAAAGUCAGUCCAAAAUUGCCGACCCAAAAGAAGAAAAGGUCACAAAACAACUAAUUUUCUUGCAUUGCAAAGUUUUUUUAAUAAAAGAAUCCUGCUCUUUGUUCUCAAAUAUUAUUUACAUUGUGGGUGAUGAUUAAUACUUUCCUUGUCUUUCAUGACUUCAAGAAUGCAUCACCUUGUUUCUAUAGUUCACAGCAUUUGUCACCUGUACGGUCCACUUCACAAUUGUCACCUUCCUUAUAAAUCAGCAGUAAAAGUUUUGCAGAACAUAUUGUUUAUGUAAUGGCAGAGACAUAAAGUGUCUUUCGUAGUUAUAGCUGUCUAAAACGUAUUUUUUCAUGUGCUUCAACUAUGAUCUUCCAUCAUCUUCACUCUCUGUAGUGCUAGUUAAUUAUCCAAGCAUCCAAACUCACCAGAAAAACUGCAUUUAUUGCUAGAGAUUAGAGUAAACGUAAGUAUCCUCUUGCAAAGCAAGUGGUCUGUCCUGACUUCUAGGAAUCUUUAAUUUCAGCAAAUGGAUGUCUGAUGCUGCUUUUGGCCACUUGAAAAAACUUCCUGCUGUUCGUGUUUUCUGAUAGCAUAGUUUGGUGAAAACUAUGUAUGCAUCUGCACAUUUAGAUGCAAUAAUUCCUUUUAUAACACAUACCAAGAUGGAAAUGAGACUUAACAAAUGAAAACAAAUCAAGGUUUUUGUUCAUUUCAGCAAAAAUGCCUGCAACGGCUUACAAUUUUCAGAAACAGUAACCUUUUUUCUCAUUAUUGCCUUCAUGGACAGGGAUUUAAAAUCUUUUGUCUUAGUAAGGCUUUGAUCAUCUUCAACACUUUUGUUUUAGGAGUGUUCCCGGUCUUUUGUGUAGUGUGGAUAUUUAGCUUUUCUACAUUGUGUACAUUGUAUUAUCUGCAGCUAAUCUAAUUGUGUAGAGGUCAGCUUUAUGUAGUGCUGCAACCUAUGUACAGAAAACUGCUUAAACAUUACAAUUUGUGGUUCACAUUAGUGAAAACGCAUCAUGGUUCCAUCAAAUUUCUCUGGUAUCAGAUAGUCUGCAGACCAUGAGACCCUUUACUUUUGUGAUAAUCUAUUAACACUCUUUCUACAGAGUUGAGGACCUAAAAUUUAUACAUUUUUCAAUUUGCUGUUCUCAAAUUUUGGAUACCUAAACAUAGUUAUGCUGAUAUAUGAGUGUAAAAGGCUUUUAAAAUACCAGGUUUGUCAUCCUCUUUGAGACAGUCUUUUAUUUAAAACUGUCAUGUGGAAACUUUUGGAAGUUGGAUAAGUAAAAGGAUGGAUGGUCUGAAAACAAACAUUCAGGAGCAGUGGCUACUUGAAGCAGUUUUAGGGAAACAGCAGACGGGCUUUUUCUUUUACUGCUGAUAUUUGGGCAUUUAUUUGGUGACAAAUUUUCAUUUUCUGUGGACAGUAUGCUUUCAGUCUUCCACAAGAUUAGUUUUCUUGCACCUAGAGAGCGUAUGUACAUAUGCAUGCAUGUGCGUGUGUGUGUUUCGUCUGUUGUGUUCUUGGGCACAGUUAACUUCCUUGCAAAAUCUCAGUAGGCCAGUCGUAUUGGAGAUGGAUGUUUCACACCAAAAGCCAUUGCAGGGUUAUCACAAUACUGAACCAUAUUGCAAUCUUUCUCAAGCCAGUGUUCAAUUCUGGUCCAGAUUUUGUACUUUAUGAACAAAUCACAGUCUACUAUAACCUGAAAGGUCAGUUGUAUUCAGUCAUUAGGGAAAUGCCAGCUCAAGCUUCUGUAUUAUGUCAGUAGGCAAAGCUUACCAGCUUUAAGAUGCAAAUUCUGCAGAAGAAAUUUCUUACCAAAAAUGUCAGAGCCUGUUACUGAAACAAAGUAGCAGUGAAGCAAACAUGCAUAUUAGCUAAUAAGAUGUUUGAACUUUGCGAACUUUGCACUUUGUGUUCUUGUUUUAUUUGGAUACACACACAGAAAAUAGUUUCUAUUACUGGAGAAAUUCAGUUUUCAUACCAAGUCCCACAUUACAGUGUAUAAUUUUUCACAUUAGCAGUAAACAUGCAACUUGUGACUAAAUCAGAAUUCAAUACAGUGUUUGUAGAACUAUAGAUGUAUAGAUUGCUUUAGAAGUUAAUGAUUCACAUGUUGUCAAUCAGCAUUUACUGUGACCAGAAGAAUGAUGAUGCCAUCUGCUGUGCUGUUAGUGCUACUUCAUGGCUGCAUUAAUUAAGCAUGCACAUAUUGUAUUUUGACAGCAGAGCUGUGGAUGACUAUGAAUUAAAAUUAUUUACAAGCAGUUUAAAAUAGGAAUGACUUGUUUUCACUUAUACACCUAUGAACAAAGAUCCAAAGCAGCUGUGUAUUGUAAUUUUAGUGCAAGUUCAGGAAAACAUCCCAUUGAGAGAUAAACUAUAAAGAAAUCUUAGCUAUGUAAUCCAUAUCUCAGCUAUCGCUGUCAGGAUACUACCAUGGAUUUUUUUUUCAAAGACUAAGCGGGUCUGUGAGAGUAUUACUACUAGUCUCACGUGAGCUUUGGGGGAUUUGGUUUCCUUAUCAACGUAUUAAAAGUUCUUAGCAACAUAGUCAAGGCUUAGUGCAUUGGUGUCUGCAGCCGACUUCUUAUGUGCAUUAUCUGCCUGGGUGUAAGGUUUUUCUAUAUACGAACACAUAAGGCUGAGAUAAAGAAUGGUGGAUGAGGUUCUUCUGUUACUUUUUUUUUUUUUUUUUACCAAAAGUGGCAUCAGGACUGGUUCAGAGCUUUAGUCUGGCAUUUUCAACUGCGUGCCUUGUGUUCUUGCUUGCCUGAUGCGCCCCUUUCCCUCCUCACCCACCAUUCAUAUCAUCUUGCUUUGAGAACACUUCACUUCCGUGCCAUUGAUGUUCUUUUACUUAUAAAACAUUCAUUUAUUGUUAAUAUUAUAUACCAAAUGGUCAAAUAAUGGAACACUGUCAGAAUGUGGAUGCUGGCAGAAAAGAUUGAAGUAUGUGUGGACAUGUUUUGGAGUGUCUCCUUAAAUUAUUAUUAUAAGUGUGCAUAGCAUGUUUUAUUAGAGGGUCAUUGCAAUUCUUGGUUUAAUUUUCAGGUAACUUUUGAAAUGUACAUCUGUGGUAGAUCUGUUUUAGACGUAAGAUGGAUGUUGGCAUCGCAGAUUUUGGUGCUUCUACCUGCAUACUUCUGUACUUUAUCUGCUACGAAAAUCUGUGUUUACAGAAGCACUUGUACAUGUAUAUAUCAACAAAAACUUGUGCAGGUGCACACGUGAUCAUGCUGCUGAAGUGGCAAACAGGCUCAACUUCGGCACUCGUACUUGGCCAAAAGACAGACUGGUGGGCCACUUUAAUAUCUUGGUUGUGUUUAACCAAGAUAAAAAGGCUGGCCCAUUUUAUCCCCUUAAUGUUAGCAUCAUUUUAAAAUAACUUCUGUACCAAGUGAUUGCUAUAUCAGCAGUUCAUUGUGAAACAGUGCUGCUUUUAAGCAUUCACAGCUGUGCUUGACAAAGUGAUCUAUAAAUCAGAAUCAAGCACCAGCAAGCAAUGGCUGCAAGACUGGUGCUUUUAUGCUGAAUGACUAUUCAUCGGUGUUUUUUGCAGAUUACAGCUAGUGAUCUGCCCACUGUCCAUACUUUCAAGAGAUUUAUCAAAUUGGUGGUAAUUUUCUGUCUUAACAGUAGUAGUAACAGUUGUGUGCAUGCAUGCUUGUGUGAAUGGAUGGUGGUUGAACGUACAUGAAUAUUCAAGUGUGGGUCUGUGAAUGUACAUUUGUAUUGUCUGCUAAUAAUUGUAGAUUUGUUGGUAUAUUUCGAUCAAUUUCCAACGAACUUUUCAAUUCUCAUAUUGAAUUAUUUUUUUUACAAUUUUGAAGCAGUUAUAGAAUGCGUCAUCUAAAAGUCGAAAGAAAAAAUCCUGCAGAAAGCUCUGAUCUUUGUGAGAAUAUAUAUAUAUGACCAUAUUAGAGAUUUCAGUGUGCACAACAUCCAAUAUUAAUAUCCUAUUGGUAACACACAUCUUUCACAAAAUCCACUUUCUGUUCAUGACAGCUUUGAUUUGACAGUGUAAAGUGUUUUUUAUACAUGUACAUGGAUGUGAAAAGGAAAGAUCAUCAAACCAUUUUUCAGUUCAGUCCAUUCCUUUUACAAACUUUUACAUGCCAGUGUUUUCUUGUGUAUUCUGCUGCCAGGUGCUUUGUACUAUCCAGCUAUUGAACACUUUGGAUGGUAUGCACUUUGAAUUGUGAGCAUCUUUGGUAUUAUUCCAGCUGAAAUUUUAAGCAUCACAGUGGACCAUACGUUUGUGCAUUUACCCUUUUUUCUUUAUGAAUUUAAUGCAUUUUUGCAUGGCACUUUCUUUGUAGCAAUUUUUUUUUUUUUGAUGGGGAGGAAGUGAGUGUCUUUAUGACCUACAUGACAAGAAAAGCUGUUAUUUACAAUACACACACACACACUGUCUUUAAAUGAUAUGCUUUAUUGGCUGGAAAUUUAUGCCAGUGGCAGCAGGUUAGAUUAUUGAAUGUAAUAUACAACUCUGCGGAUGUUGUACAGGAUCUUAAAGAUGGUGUGCCUAUCGGUUUGUCUUUUGUUACUAACAAGCCAUUUGUGUGUAGGGCAGAGUUGUACAGAAAGAAAAAAAAACUGCUUUUACAGAAAGGAACAAAUUGAGAUCAUUGUAGGCAGAUUGUAGAAGUAAUGGAGGUGAUGAUGUCUGGAUCAUGAAACUUUUCUGUAAAAGUUAAUGAUGUUUGGUAUUUUAUGAAGGCGACUGGCAUGUCAACAAUUUACAGUUGUUUUGACUGAUGUUUAUGCAUCCCAAGAAAGGCGCAGCCUGUUGUUCCGGUGCUGCUUUUAGAGACUUGUUUCCUCUCAUUGAACAAAUGCCAAAAUGCGGCACACUUCAUGCACGUUCUUGAAAGAAAUCUCCUUUGUGUUUGCAUAAGACUGGUAUUUCUUUUCAGAAUGCUUUUAUUUAUUCAUUAAAAAUACCACUUUCCUGCAAAACUU
Molecule: messenger RNA, 12023 nt
Organism: Pomacea canaliculata
Lineage: Eukaryota; Metazoa; Mollusca; Gastropoda; Architaenioglossa; Ampullariidae
Product: death-associated protein kinase 1-like
Exons: 29
Coding region: 345-4529 (1394 amino acids)
Biological process (GO): positive regulation of apoptotic process; intracellular signal transduction; protein phosphorylation
Cellular component (GO): nucleus
Molecular function (GO): ATP binding; protein serine/threonine kinase activity; protein binding
Source: RefSeq, a predicted model, not a curated record